Messenger RNA from Solanum tuberosum (potato), 306 nucleotides. RefSeq lists its product as uncharacterized. NCBI's taxonomy places the organism in Eukaryota, Viridiplantae, Streptophyta, Magnoliopsida, Solanales, Solanaceae. The coding region runs from base 1 to 306 and encodes 101 amino acids. The record is from RefSeq and is a predicted model, not a curated record. The transcript is spliced from 3 exons.
AUGAAAGGGAUGAUGCGAUUCGGCAAGAAGGGAAAGCCUAGUCCUCGAUACGUUGGACCAUUUGAGAUCCUUGGUUGUGUAGGGCCAGUGGCUUAUGGAUUGGCCUCACCCCCUAGCUUAUCUGGAAUUCAUCCAAUGUUUCAUUAUGAGGAAGAACCAGUUGCGAUUCUUGAUCGUGAUGUCCAAAAGCUCAGGACCAAGGAGAUAAAGUUCGUGAAAGUUCAAUGGAAGCAUCGUCCGAUUGAGGAAGCUACUGGGGAAACCGGUGAGGACAUGCCAGACAGGGCAUCUUCAGGUGACUACUGA